This is a messenger RNA of Bradysia coprophila, 3005 nucleotides long. Its product is annotated as aminopeptidase N-like. Lineage: Eukaryota; Metazoa; Arthropoda; Insecta; Diptera; Sciaridae. Gene Ontology annotation, cellular component: cytoplasm; membrane. The record is from RefSeq and is a predicted model, not a curated record. Gene Ontology annotation, biological process: peptide catabolic process; proteolysis. Gene Ontology annotation, molecular function: zinc ion binding; peptide binding; metalloaminopeptidase activity.
CUUAGUUUAGAUUGAAAUUCGAGCCGAGAAGAUGUGUUGUUCACUCUGGUUUUUGAUAUUGCUAAUACCAAACAUAAUAACCACCGCCGCCAGUGCUUCAUUCAGUUCACUUCAACAAGAAUCGAUUUCGUACCGUCUGCCAAACGAAACUUUCCCUGAAAACUAUGUCAUCCAUCUGAAGACCGAUAUUCAUGAAGGAAAUUUUAAUUUUACCGGAAGAGUAGAAAUAACCGUUGCUGUGCGAGAACAGACUUCAGAGAUUGUUGUACAUGCUAGACAACUAGUAAUCGACGAUGUAAAACUUUGGAAUGUACUCAGCGGCGCAACCGAAAUUCAAAUACAACCUUUCGAGUAUAGUGCUGUAACAGAAUUUGUGACAAUAAGAUUGGUGAGCGGUGUCUUGCAGACAAAUCAGAAAUAUCUUCUUGUAAUAGAAUAUAGCGGUGAGCUACGUGACGACAAUCUGGGAUUUUACAGAUCGUCAUACAGGGAUGCUGACAAUCAGUUGAUAUGGCUAGCUGCCACACAAUUUGCUGCUACAAAUGCUCGGCAUGCAUUCCCUUGUUAUGAUGAGCCCUACAUAAAGGCCACGUACGAGAUCUACAUAACUCAUGAUGAGAGUUACACUGCGUUGUCGAAUUAUCCAUUAUUCGAAUCUACUAAAAAUGUCGAUGGUUCAGUAACUUCUCAUUUCUGUUCUUGUAACAUUCACCAGCCAAUACAAUUCUCAUCAUACAUUGUCGGUUUUGUGAUAGCGAAAUUCGAUUACAUUACAAAUACCAACGAAAAUGGCAUCGAAUUCAGAGUUUACUCACGACCAGAAGCGAUAAAUAAUACCAACUACGCGUUGAAUCUGGGACAAGAACUAUUAAGCAUAAUUCAAGAAACGGUUAGGGUUGAAUAUGUUUUGCCGAAAUUGUAUCAGGUGGCCUUGCCAGACUUUUACUUUAAUGCCAUGGAAAACUGGGGUCUCAUCACUUACAAAGAGGAACGUCUCUUAUUUGACGAAGAGUCGGCACCAUACACCAAUAGAAUUGAAAACAGCCGUACAAUGGCACAUGAAGUGGCACAUAAAUGGUUUGGAAAUUUGGUCACACAUAAUUGGUGGAGCUUUGUUUGGUUCAAGGAAGGCUUCGCUCGAUUCUUUGAACAGUACGCCUUUGGAAAGAUACGAUCUGAAUGGAGAAUCGAAGAUUUAUUUGUAUUAACUGAUGUUCAGAACGCAUUGUUUACGGACUCGUUAUUUACGACACGUCGGAUGACUCAAUAUAAAGAGAGUCCGAGUGAUAUACUAGCACUGUAUGAUAACAUAGCGUACGCAAAAGGCGGAUCAUUUCUUCGAAUGUUUUUUAAUGUACUGGGCGAAGAGCGGUUCUUUAACGCAGUUACAGAAUUGUUAAACACAGCGAAAUUCAGAGCAACAAAUGAAAACGAGCUAUUCGGAAUCUUUGCAAAUGUUACCGGCGAAAUCGAUUUGGUUGAUACAUUGCAAUCAUGGACUCAUCAGACAGGAUAUCCAGUGGUAAAUGUAAAUCGGGAUUACGAUGAAGGAACAUUUACGCUAACGCAACGCAAAUUUAAUUUAAUACCCGACGAUGACAAUGAUGCGGAAAAUGUUGACUUAUCGUGGUCAAUUCCAUUUAACUUCUUCGCCGAUAGCAACAACAGAACAAUGAUUGUAACGAAUGGUUUCUUCCCGCGAGAGAACACCUCCUUUAAAGUUCAGCAGACAACACAAACGUGGUCUGCCAGUGACUGGAUUUUACUGAAUUAUCGUCAAACGGGAUUUUACCGAGUCAAUUACGACGAAGUCAAUUGGAAUUUAAUAAUAAGUGAAUUGAAUGAUGGCAACUAUCAGUCAAUUCCAGUCUUGAAUCGAGCCCAAUUAAUUGACGAUGCCUUUAACUUGGCCAGAGCAAAUCAAUUGAGUUAUAAGAUUCCGUUUGGAUUGAUUGGAUAUCUGAAUAAUGAAACUGACUACAUACCUUGGAUGGUGGCGAUGAACUCUCUUACACACAUUAAUAGAUUUUAUGUUCGCUCGGAAAAUUAUGAACUGUUUAAGGGCUUUUUGAUAAAUGUAAUUCAAACUCUUCGCGUACGAAUUCAAUCAUUAGAUGAUGUCCAAGGCGAGCCAAUAAUCAAUAAAUACGCUCGAACGUUAGUUAUCAACUGGGCCUGUGAAAUGGACCUUAGUUGGUGCAAUUCAUUUGUUAUGGAAAAAAUGAAUAGAUAUGUUGUCGACGGCAUUGCCAUCGCACCGAACUUGAGAUCAGCCGUUUAUUGUUCGGCUGUUCGAAUUGAUCCAUACUACUUUUCGAAAUUAUAUUAUGAUUUGAUAUCUACCAAAGAUCAGACCGAAAGGAAAUUGAUCAUCAACGCACUGGGAUGUUCAAAACACUCAACGGCAUUGGAAACAAAUCUUUUAACAAUCUUCCAAAACACCGACCUACGUCAACAGGAAAUUACACCGUACUUUACGUCUAUAUAUUCGGGAGGACCAUUGGGUAUGUUGGCUGUUAUUAAGAGCAUCAGAUCAUAUACAAAAAGAUACAGCGCAGAAGAAAUAGUUAAGAGAGUGAGUGUCGGAGGAAUUGUCUUAGGCAUGGCACAGCGAAUUUCUACGCAAGAACUGGAGGAAGAAUUUGACUCACUGUUGGACGAUUUGCUGUCUCAUGGUUUAAUAAGUAGUUCUACUGUAGAAACAGCUGAGAAAUAUAUUAAGAUGAAUUCAGACUGGCUGAACGUUUCUGAUGAACCAAUUAGAGACUAUUUGAAUGACUACUAUACAGGAGGAGCAAACUGUAAAAGUUACCUUCCUAUCUUGAUGAUGACAAUGUUACUGUUAGUUUUUGGAACACGAGCAACGAUGUAGAUUAAAUGUCCAUUACGUGCAGACGAAACUGUAAAGCAUUUGCUAAUUUCCUCAUUGCAUAAAAUCAAAAUUUGUAAAUACGAGAAGAUGGAUUAAAGAGAAAUGUGAAGUGAACUCCAUUAGUUGCAUUACA